CAAUUAUCCUGGUUUUUGUAUUUUUAACGGCUUUCACCUAUGUCAUAAGGGCUUUGAUCUAUCGAUUCUAAUUUCAAUGCAGACAUAGCUUCUUCAAAACAAAGCAAGCCAUGGUGGAAGGAACUACGAGUCGGGAUCGAUCCAACCAACAGGAUGUUGCCAGAAAUGCACGCCCAACGAAAGGAAGACGGAAUCCUUAUACCCAGAUUGCAUGUGAGGAAUGCCGAAGACGAAAAAUCAAAUGUAACGGCGACAAGCCGUGCCGUCGAUGUGGGAAUUUGAAACUGAACUGCCACUACUUCGCAAAUAUCAAAGCGCCUGAACAAAUAGUCUUGAGUCAUAGUGAGGAUAGGGAUGUGGCGGCGUUGAAGCUACAAAUUUCUUCACUUCAAGUGGAACUACAGUCUGUUUUAGCACAAGUGCGACUGUCCAAACAUGGUCGAAGCCCUGGGAGUGACGACGCAAAUAGUCCUCCAGAAUCAGCUCUAAAACAGUCAUCUUCGAUCAGCAUCUCCAACACAGAUGCCAACGAUACCCUACGCCACCGAGACUGCCUCUAUCAUGGUCCUGCCAGUGCGGUUUUUCCGUACGAUAUCGUUCGGAAUAACCUACAAUCGAUGGGCAUCAUGGACUCACCCGCCAGCGCUAGCAAUGCCCUGGAGUUUUAUUCUGCCAAUGAAUUAAAAACAACGCAAAAAGAGCAGGACCCUCUUAGGCUUUUGUCAAGAGGAGAAGCCCUACAUUUAUGCGAGUUGUUUGCAGAAGAAGCCAAUAUUAUGUACCCUUUUUUAGAUAUGGACAAGCUGAAGAGUCAAAUUGAGAUCAUCUUCUCAAAUACACACUCAAAGGUAACAAUCCCAACCCAGAAAUAUGAGGGUUUAUCAGUGGAUGAACUGGACGUUGUAAUCUUGAUGCUAGCGGUGUCCCUCGUGAUAGAGAGCGGAGGGGAAAGUGAAGUUGGCAGAUCUCUGUUUCUCUUUACAAAGGACCGAUUGAAAAAUAAAAUUUGGUCUCCGAUAACUCUGACAGGUAUCAAGUCUCUUGUUCUGGCAGGCCGGUAUUACUUUUAUUCAUACGAAGACGAGAGACAGGCGUGGAGGACAAUUGGUAUCGCAGCGCGACAAUGCCUUGAAUUGGGGUUGCAUCGUACAGAGGCGUACUCAACAAUGAGUCCAGAGGACGCAGACUCUGCACGAAUCCUGUUUUGGUCUAUUUUUACUUUGGAUCGUCGUUGGAGUUUUGGAACCGGACUUCCUUUUGCAAUUCAAGAAGAAGACAUCGAUUCAUCUCUUCCAGAGCCAGACGCGACUUGUUUCUAUCUGAAGACCAUGAUUCCUUACUGUCGCAUUGGUUCAAGGGUAUGGUUCUCUGGUCUCGGUACCGGUAACCUCUCCAAGCUGCGAGCCGACUCCAUGAAGCAACUCGACCUACAGGUUCUAGAGUGGCAAAAACAUAUUCCAGAAAUACUGCAAUGCCCGAACCCAUACAGUACUGACAGUGACAAAAGACCGGGCCUGAGAAAUCUCCAGGUUCAGAUCUACGUCCGUACUAACAUCAUGCGGGUUCUGGUUUAUCGUCCAGUGUUAUAUAGUGCUCAGAACAUCGCGGAAAACAAAAAGCUUGCCGAUCUAUGCUUAUACUUGGCCAAAGACACUAUACGCGUAUUAUAUCAAAUGAACAAGAUAAAUGGUAUAUACGACACUCGACAAGCCUUGUUUAGCUUUUUUAUUUUGUCGUCGUUUGCCGUCAUCUUAUUAGCAUGUUUUCAUGCACCAGCCGACUUCUGUGCCUGUGUUCAAGAGGAGGUAUCCAUGGCUCUUGAACUUAUUCGAGGUCUUGACGCGAAAUCCCGGGUAGCCAAACGGUUGUGGAAAGUUAUUGAAGAUCUUCGAGACGUUGGUGAAGGACUAGGGAUUUUCUUUCCUCCCAAAACCUCUGGACAGCAAGGCAAAGAUCAUGCGGCUCCUGAAGUUCACGAAUCCCUUGGUAGUCAUCAACCUCCAGCUCUGGUCUUCCGCGGAGAUGAAAUGCCAGCGACAGGAUUGCAAAUGAGUGAUGAAUUGACUGGCCUUCUUGAAGCGACUGGAGUAUACAAUUUCCCGCCUGCCGGCUCGGUAGAAGAGGACCAUAGUAGUCUUUCCAGCCAUUCCAAUAAGCAAUCAGAUAUAAACCAAGCUUCGGUACGUGGGUGGGGUAAUGUUGAUGAACUAUUUGAAAUCAUGGACCCUCUGUUUCAGAACUCAUAG
This is a messenger RNA of Talaromyces proteolyticus, 2246 nucleotides long. Its product is annotated as fungal-specific transcription factor domain-containing protein. Gene Ontology annotation, cellular component: nucleus. The coding region runs from base 111 to 2246 and encodes 711 amino acids. Gene Ontology annotation, biological process: DNA-templated transcription; positive regulation of transcription from RNA polymerase II promoter by galactose. The record is from RefSeq and is a predicted model, not a curated record. Lineage: Eukaryota; Fungi; Ascomycota; Eurotiomycetes; Eurotiales; Trichocomaceae. Gene Ontology annotation, molecular function: zinc ion binding; DNA-binding transcription factor activity, RNA polymerase II-specific; RNA polymerase II cis-regulatory region sequence-specific DNA binding. The transcript is spliced from 7 exons.